AGCAACGUGCAGCGGGGUCGAUCGGAUUAAAUGGGUGUAGGUCGUCAACAGGCGUGGGAGGAAAUCUGCCUCCCACAGUAUCUGUGCAUUAAAUCAUGAUUCCCAUUUAAAAAAGGCUGCUGAGUGAAGCUCACGCGUGCAGGUCAGAGGCGUCAGGGGGAGGGUUUGGGCUCAUGAUUGGCCGUGAAGCAUCACCUCCUUGUCUGAUGGCGGUGGUGACUUUAAAACAGAGUCGCCUUAGUGAUGGGCCUUUAUUACUCAAAUGCUCCACAAGCAGACAUGAGGGAGUACACGUGGAACAGCUUCAAGGAUUUCAUUUUAAGGAAUCCUGCUGCCGUCAACCCGGAGCAGGACUCGCGUGUGGAGGAGAGGGAUGAGAAUGCUGAACGUGGGAACUGGAGCAGCAAGACCGACUACCUCCUAUCGACGAUCGGCUACGCUGUUGGACUGGGGAACAUCUGGAGGUUCCCGUACUUGGCCUACAAGAAUGGAGGGGGUGCUUUUCUUAUUCCCUAUUUCGUGAUGCUGGUGCUCACGGGAAUCCCUCUCUUCUUCCUGGAAAGUGCCUUCGGCCAGUUUUGCAGCCAGGGGCCGGUUAACGUUUGGAGAGCGGUGCCGCUACUGCAGGGUGUUGGUGUUGCCAUGGUUAUGGUGACUCUAAUAGUAUCCAUUUACUAUAAUGUCAUCCUCGCCUACAGCCUGUACUACAUGUUCGCCUCCUUCCAGUCUCCGCUGCCGUGGUCCAGCUGCUCGGGCUGGGCUGGCGGGAACUGCAGCGACACACCCAUAGCCAACUGGACGGAGGGAAACAGCACUUUUCCAUCGGUUCCAGUGCAGAGUCUGAGUGAGCAGUACUGGGAUCGCGUGGCCCUGCAGAGAUCCAGUGGUCUGGACCAGACGGGACCGGUGGUCUGGCACCUGGCCCUCUGUCUCUUGCUCAGCUCCAUGCUUGUGAUGGCAGCGCUCAUCAGAGGCAUCAAGUCAUCAGGAAAAGUGGUGUAUUUCACAGCCACGUUUCCUUAUGUGGUGAUUCUGAUCCUGUUGGUUAGAGGUGUGACACUAGAGGGCGCCAGAGAUGGGAUCGAGUUCUACAUUGGCUCCCAGUCCAACCUGACUAAACUGACUGAUGCACAGAUCUGGAAAGACGCAGCGACGCAGACGUUCUACUCUCUCUCCAUCGGCUGGGGUGGCGUCAUGACGCUCGCCUCCUAUAACAACUUCCACAACAACGUGUUCAAGGACUCGUUUAUUGUAACGCUCACUAAUGCAGGCACCAGCGUCCUUGCAGGCUUUGCCAUAUUUUCAAUCUUGGGUCACAUGGCUCACGUCUACAAAAUGCCUGUUGGUGAAGUGGUGAAGGAAGGGUUCGGCCUGGCGUUCAUCGCCUACCCAGACGCUCUGUCCAAGCUUCCUGUCUCACCACUGUGGUCCGUCUUGUUCUUCUUCAUGCUUUUGACUGUUGGCCUGGACUCUCAGUUUGCAGGAAUAGAGGUGAUCACCACAUCUCUAGUUGACGCCUUCCCUAACUUCUUCAAAUCCAAACGUGCCUUGCUGACUCUGGCCACGUGUUCCUUCCUCUACCUGCUGGGCCUUCCGUGCGUCACACAGGCAGGGAUCUACUGGGUGACGCUCAUCGACCAGUUUGUUGCCAGCUGGGUGCUUCUGUUUCUGGCCCUGCUGGAGAUCGUUGGUGUCUGCUACAUAUACGGAGGGAAUCGCUUCAUUAAAGACAUUGAGAUGAUGCUGGGACAGAAGAGUUUCUUUUUCUGGCUGUGGUGGAGGACAUGUUGGUUCUUCAUCAGCCCCUGCAUCAUAGUGGUGAUCCUAGUGUGGUCUCUGAUAACGUUCACUCCACCCUCCUACGGCGCUGUCCAGUUCCCAUCCUGGGGCUUGGCUUUGGGCUGGUGCAUGGUGGUGUUCAUCCUCCUCUGUAUUCCUGUGUUCGCCUUGUUUAAGAUGAUGCGAGCAGAGGGGAGCCCCUGGAAGCGUCUGAAGUCGUUGUGUUCUGCAUCCGACGACUGGCAUCCGUACUUGGACGAGCACCGCGGAGAACGUUACUCUAAGACUCGUCCCAAGAGAAGGAAGAACAAUAGAACCACGCCAGACGUUACUGUAAUCUCCAACUCAUGGCUCUGAACCUCGUUUUAUAUUUAUAUUGUUCAUGUCUUACACUGAUUUUAGUUUUUUAAAAACCCACAUUAUCUCCUCCUUGCCUCUGAUAAUGAUAAUAAAUAAGUUAUUUCUGGUCAAAUAGCAGUGUUCCCCUGUUACUGUACCAGUGUUUAACGCUAUUCAUGUCUUUUAUCGUGUGCCGCGUGUCGCGCUCAUAUUCAGUUUGCUUGAGCGCCAUCUAGUGGACGAUUUAUACAUUCGCAAACCUGGAUGAAACUCUUAUGAUUAAGCCUAGCUUUCUUUGCCAUCAUUCUCCUCAUCCCUCAAGUACUUACUGUAGACUCUUCUCUGCUUUGUCCCAGAAAUGUUCAUUGAUAAACAUGGUGGAUGCACAAUUCUGAGCAGGAAUGUAUGUAUAUUUACAUUAGUUGAAAAAUGUUUGAUCAGGCAAACUGGAUAAAGAUAAUUUCAGAAUUCAAUUG
Molecule: messenger RNA, 2594 nt
Organism: Betta splendens (Siamese fighting fish)
Lineage: Eukaryota; Metazoa; Chordata; Actinopteri; Anabantiformes; Osphronemidae
Gene: slc6a14
Product: solute carrier family 6 member 14
Exons: 15
Coding region: 244-2136 (630 amino acids)
Biological process (GO): sodium ion transmembrane transport
Cellular component (GO): membrane
Molecular function (GO): L-proline transmembrane transporter activity
Source: RefSeq, a predicted model, not a curated record